GACUGCUGUCGCCAUGACAACCAGGUGAUCAGCUCACCUGGAGCAGAGCAGACACAGCAGAGACUGAGACACUUUCUGCUGCUUCAGCAUGGACACGGCUGCACUCUUCUACGGACUCGUGUUUAUCUGCUGCCAGUUCACAGAGAAAUCUUCAGCUGAAGAGUUUGUGUCGUCAGGUUUAGAGGAAUCUGUCGUUGAGUCCGAGUGUCGGGAUCGGUACCUCUGGAUCCACGUUCGCUCGCUGCAGACGCCUCGCUUUGAGGCCAAAGAUGUAAAUGGCGUCCACUCUCUCAGCGAGCCACUGGCGUCUCGCUGUGGUUACACCAUCAGCACCUUCAGAAUGGACAGCUUCACCACCGUCAGAGCUUCAUACUACUCCUGCUUCACCCAAACCCAGAACGACGAGGUGUUCACCUUCAGCUUUAACGUGAUCGUGAGCGACGCUGGGGGAAAGUGGAUCAGCUGGCCGGUUUCUGCCGUCUGUUCUGGUCUGACCUGGACUCACAGAGAGAUCAUCUGCGAGGAGGACUACAUGGAGGUGAACGUGGACAGAGAGUCUUCGUGUGGAGGUCAGCGGGGGGACAGCGGAGAGAUGUGGCACGCUGCUUUCUCUCAGGCGCAGAGGAUGGCGAGUUCUGUGUGGCAGCUGAUGUUCCUCCAGAGUGAUGGACAGGUUUCUUCCAUGUCCAUCAGUGAAGCCCAGCGGGGGGGCUACAGCCUGACGACGGGCGCCCAGAGGGUGGCGCUCCGCUCGCAGUACAAACAGCCGCACGCCCAGCUGACUACGGUGGACGGCGUCCCCGUGGAGGUUGUCCGGGUUUCUCUGUUCUUUAAAAAGAAGAUGACGGUGAUGAUGAUCGACAUGUCCAUGGCCUGCACAGUCAAUUCCGGUUCUUUCGACGGCGCCCGGCUGCUGUGGGACGUCCCGCUGGUCGUGCCCCCGCUGGUCGACGAGGGAGCAGUGUUUGAAAGCCAAAGUCUCGGUCUGGGGCUGGAGGGGGUCCUUCUGGACGAACACACCGCCAGAACCAGAGGAUACAGUCUGGUCCAGCGAGGCCCAUUGGUCCAGAUCGGAGUUCCUUUCGGGGCGGAGGGCGGCUACAGGAAGAGCUCUGUGGUGAACAAUAUGUACAAGGAGACGUUUGUGAUCUUCCUGCUUUACGAACACGUCUUCUCUUUGCUGUAUGAAGACGGAAGCAUCGACACGAGACACCGAAUGCUCCGAGUUCUCGACACGCCGCUGCUCUGCCGCCAACCCUUCCACCUCGACCAGACUGUAAGUGAUGACCGGGUGUUCAGCGUCUACCUGGGAAACAUCCCUGCUGACGUUACGUUGGAGGACGUCAGUAUCAACGGUAACCAGCUGAUGAUGUCACAGAGCGACAUCAUCAGUCCUGUCUUUCACAACAACGGUAGCCGAGCCUACGAACUCCGGCUGCCCUUCGAGGACGCUGUCGUCCGCUGGAUGUACCUGGGUCAGGGUGUGGUGCAGUACUCCAUCGAUGUAAACUUCACACUUACUAUCAUGCCUCAGAAAGACUCGUACUACCACCUCGUCUCCAUCAAAGCACGAGCAUUAAACACGUUUCCUCCAGAGAUUACGGCUCAGUGUUCAGGCGGAGGAAUCACCUUCAGCGUGGUCAUACCGCCGCAAGCAGAGCGUAUCUGGGAGGUGGGCGUCGGCCACGAGGCUCUGACAUCAGAAAUGGCCGCCCAAAGAGGGUACCGCCUUCACGGCGAUGCCUUCAGGACCACGCUGGAAGUCCCAGCAUUCUCCGUCGGAUACACCUACGAUGGUGUCACAUUGUCAAACUUUUACGGAACAUUUCGGCUUCUUCUGAGAGACUCCAAAACGUUGGAGGUCCAGACAUCCACCUCCAAACGCUGCCUCUUCAAGACCGAGGACAUGAUAGUGUGUUCAGCCGACGGGACCAUGGUGGUGGUGACCACGCCCACCGCCACCUGGCCCUCGGUGCAACCCGACAGAACCACUCUGUUGGACCCCAACUGCAAGCCCAAACAGACGGAUGGAUCCAGAGUCCUGUUUGAGUUCAACUUGGACUCCUGUGGGACCAGAGCUCUGGUCGGGGAGUCGUACAUGGUUUAUGAGAACGAGAUCCUCCACGACAGACAGCUGAUUUCAGACGGACCAAACGUAAUCUCCAGAGAAUCUCAGUUCAAGUUGACGGUGCGGUGCUUCUAUCCGCUCAGCGGAAUAAACAGACUGUCUGUUGACCAAGUCUUCACAUCGGAGACGCCAGGACUCGGAUCAAUCAAAGUCUUCAAGAGCCUCAAAGGUGACCCAGAUUCAGCAGAUAAACUCCCUGCCACAGACUGCUUGCAUCAGGUUUCUGGAAAUGCUUUCAACAUCCCGACUAACCAGGUCCACCAAACGGCGGAGCCGGCAGCCGGGGCAGUCCUGCCUCUCAGUCAGAACCAUCGUUUUCAAACCUCUCGGCUUCAUCCGGCUCCGUACAGCGCAGAACUACACAACAGCUACAUCCCUGCUGAUACCAAACACAUCACAGCCAAAAACACAGAGUCCAGCUUGUCACCGGCGUCUGAACCGACCUCUGCUGCAACCGGCCGGGUCGGCCCGAACCCGGAAAGACCCGGAGUGCAGAACAUCCGAGUCAAACCUCCGAGCAGGUUUUUUUCUUCUGGACUUCAGCUCAACCAGGAACCUGUUUUCCACCAAGCAAACUCCCAAAUCUCUAAUCCCACAGCUGUCAGCAUGGACGGAAACCGCUGGCCGCCCCGACAGCUUCCUGGACACAGAGGCCCAAACGUCCGAGACGAGAGAACAGAUCUCUCAACUCUAGACCACCAGAGACUACCUGGUCCAUCUCCAGACCACCAGAGACUACCUGGUCCAUCUCCAGACCACCAGAGACUACCUGGUCCAUCUCCAGACCACCAGAGACUACAUGGUCCAUCUCUACACCACCAGAGACUACCUGAUCCAUCACUAGACCACCAGAGACUACCUGAUCCAUCACUAGACCACCAGAGACUACCUGGACCAUCUCCAGACCACCAGAGACUAUCUGAUCCAUCACUAGACCACCAGAGGCUACCUGAUCCAUCGCUAGACCACCAGAGACUACCUGGUCCAUCUCCAGACCACCAGAGACUACCUGGUCCAUCUCCAGACCACCAGAGACUACCUGGUCCAUCUCCAGACCACCAGAGACUACCUGGUCCAUCUCCAGACCACCAGAGACUACCUGGUCCAUCUCCAGACCACCAGAGACUACCUGAUCCAUCUACUGACCACCAGAACCAACAGAAAGUUUAUCUGUACCCAAACCAGCAGAAACGAGUCGAGUUGGCGCUUGUCCAGUCUGUAUCUGAGACAGGAAACGGGGGAGGACAGGAAGUCCCUCAGACAGGAGCGUCAAACCUCAGAAUCGCUCCCGGCCUCUCAGGAAGACUCCAAACCUGGCACCAACCCAAACUACAGAACCUGCAGAACCUCAGCGUCCCGAACUCUCCCAGUGCAGGGGGAACAGGGUUCACUGGUUCUGACCUGCAGACCGCCGGGUCGGACUGUGGCGCUCAGUACGGAGCCAGUGAUCACCAAGGCAUCCUGAGAGGUCAACGGCUCCGCUGAUGAAGAAGAGAAACUCCGUCUGCAGAACCUGACUCAAUAAAGCUUCAGUCUGUUCACAUUCA
Sander lucioperca (pikeperch) is the source of this 3675-nucleotide messenger RNA. RefSeq lists its product as uncharacterized. NCBI's taxonomy places the organism in Eukaryota, Metazoa, Chordata, Actinopteri, Perciformes, Percidae. The transcript has 21 exons. The record is from RefSeq and is a predicted model, not a curated record. The coding region runs from base 89 to 3613 and encodes 1174 amino acids.